Pangasianodon hypophthalmus (striped catfish) is the source of this 4121-nucleotide messenger RNA. RefSeq names its product probable G-protein coupled receptor 88. The transcript has a single exon. Bases 743 to 1753 code for a protein of 336 amino acids. Gene Ontology annotation, molecular function: G protein-coupled receptor activity. Gene Ontology annotation, cellular component: membrane. The record is from RefSeq and is a predicted model, not a curated record. Gene Ontology annotation, biological process: G protein-coupled receptor signaling pathway. NCBI's taxonomy places the organism in Eukaryota, Metazoa, Chordata, Actinopteri, Siluriformes, Pangasiidae.
UUUGGCCAUUUUCCUUUGACCUCUCUUAUCAACAAGGUGUAUCCACCCACAGAACUGUAGCUCACAGAGUAUUUUUUGUUUUUCGCACCAUUCUGUGUAAACUCUAGAGACUUGUGCAUGAAAUUCUCAGGAGAUCAACAGUUGCUUAAAUACUCAAACCAGCCCUUCUGGUACUAACAUCCAUGCCAUAGUUAAAGUCACAGUGAUCAGGUUUUUUUUUUCUCAUUCUGAUGAUUGAUGUGAACAUUAACUGAAGCUCUUGACCUGUAUCUGCGUGAGUUUUUGCACUUGGCUGCUCCCACAUGAUUGGCUGAUUAGAUAACUGCAUGAAUGUGCAGGUGUACAAGUGUUCCUAAUAAAGCGGAUGGUGAGUGUAAUCAUGUAGACAUAACCAUUAUUAUUAUUAUUAUUAUUAUUAUUAUUAUUAUUAUUGUUACUACCCCUCCCCCAGUCCUCUCUGUGAACGUGCUGCUGAGUGAUGUUCAUUGAGUGUUCAUUUUGUUCCUCAUCACUAACAGAACAGAGGAUAGAGGGAGGAUGGAGAGAGGAAGCGCGCGCGCGCGCACACACACACACACACACACACACACACACACACGUACGUACAAAACCGCGGCUGCAGCAUCAGCACCAGGGAAGACGAAUGGAGCGAUAGAGCGAUAGAGCGAUGCACGCGCACUCCCUUCCCUUCGUUCGGACAGUGAGCGGUGAUGUGAUGUGAACGUGAGGCUCGUGAGCGGUCAUGCAGAACAGCACGGCGGUUCGGUGCGACACCGGAGCCGCGGAGCGCAUCUCCAUCGCCGCUCUGUUCUCCUUCAUGUGCGCUCUCGGCACUGUCCUCAACCUGUUGGUCAUCGGUCUGGUGUUGAGCUUCAAGAAGCUGCGCACAGCGAGCAACGCCUUCAUCGUGAACGGCUGCGCGGCCGACUUGCUCGUGUGCGCCUUGUGGAUGCCGCGCGAGGCGGCUGUGGCGGCGUCAGUGCCUUCCCCGCUCUACGGCGCCGCCCCCCGGGACGCGCUGCUUUUCCUCGGCGCCACCGUAUCGCUCCUGUCGCACUCGCUCAUCGCCGUGAACCGCUACGUGCUGAUCACGAAGCCGCCCGCCGCCUACCACGCGCUCUACCAGCGGAGGCGCGCGCAGGCCAUGAUCGCCGCGUCGUGGCUCGUCGCGUUCGCGUGCCUGCUGCCGCCAUGGCUCGCGGUGGCUCGUCACCCGGCAUUCGCGUGCGGACUGAUGCUGCUGAUGCUGCUCUCCGAGCCCUGGGCCGCCGCCACGCUCGCGCUCACCAUUCUCGGCCAGACCGCGGUUGUGACGUACUGCUACUUCAAGAUCUUCCGGCGCGUGCAGAUCAGCGCUAAGCGCGUGAGCGUGCUGCACUUCCAACUCGUCAACCACCUGCCGUACUCGUUCCCGAGAAAGGACAAACGGCUCGGCGUGCACGUGCUGACCGUGUGCCUGGUGUUCGUGUUGACCACCGAGCCCGUGCUGUGGACCCUGACCGCGGGCCUGUUCGCUCCCGUACCGGCGGCGUUCCGCACGUGCGCCUGGCUCCUCUUCUGCUCCGUCUUCGUGUCCGACCCGUUCCUGUACACGUGGAAGAACGAGGAGUUCAGAAAGGCUUUCAGGUCCGUCCUGAGACGGGACUUCUGGCGAGGCUCCACCGUGGCCGCUGAGCCCGUUACCGUCAGCACCGUUUCUCACGUUUUCCCCCGACAGAACAGCCGCAGGGCGUUUUUAGCAGAGCUGAGCUAAGAGGUGUUUUAAAUAAUGCAGCAUUUAACGCGCCCUCGCUGACUUUCUCUUACAGUGUCCCCCGGUCCGGAUCCCUGCUCCAAAUAUCACCCCCCCCCCCCCCCUUUUUUUUUUAAACUUUAAACUUUUUUUUUUUUUUUUUUUAACAAUCUCAGAAAUCUCGUACUAAACUGGGCCUUUGCUUGACACUAUGGUGGCCCCACCAAGUGUACAUCUUUUCUAAUGUAGCAUAUAUUAACAAAAUGAUUUAAGGUGCAUAAAUGGACCGCAAUUAGGUUUUAAAACUACACUACAAACACCUUUGCGUGUAAUAGAGUUCACACUGCAGAAGGUGUAGCUUGAUGGUAUCACCUCAGAUAUUAGGAAAGGGACACUUUACACUCGAAUAGUGCAGUUUAAAUGAAGCUUAUUCACAUUCACUACAUUCACAUUGCAGAUCUCAGCUCCAUUCCCAUUUACUGUUCACAUCCUAGCUUUAGUUUUAAUAAAAUGGAGGCAACUCUAACAACUGAUCACCUCAUAUUGUUUAUAAAGUUGAUGUGUGUUAGAAACUGCGAAUUUAAAAGAGUGGAAAUCGCAUUGACGGAUCUGUAUCAGAUUUUAAUGCCACAUUUACACUGUCAUGCCUCAUAUAUACACUACCCUUCCUUGUCACUGGGGUGGUAGCCUCAUCUUUUGUAGAUGAAACGUAGAUAUAGUGUACCUUUUUAAAAUGAUUACAUAAAUGGACUGUAAUUAGUUUUUAGUGUGAAGUUAAAAGGUAACAGAUACAUGCUAAAGGUACAGGUAAAGGUGUAAGCUUGAGGGUACCACCCCAGACAAAUAAAAGUAUGGUUUAGUACCUUUCUUCUGACAAUGUAAAAUUCAGUAUAUUGUUGCUGUUCACACUAAUAAAGAAGUCGCCUCAGAGGAACAUUGAUAAAGUCAACUGUAGACCUCAAGAGCCAAAGUUACCCAGGCAUUGCGACUGACAAACCUUUUUAGAAAAAGAAAAAAAAAAAACCUUUCUUUUUAAAAUAAAAAAUAAAUGGAAGUAAAUACUUAAAAUAUAUUUUUAAAUGUAGCAUUUGCUUUGCUCCUUUGAAAUUUUGUGUUAUGUCCCCAACUACUUCAUCUACACGCUUCAUGACAGCACAAACACAUAACUUAGCAUGCUAGCUAGUUACUGAUAUGACCCUAACUCUAAUUAGUUUCCUAAUUAGGUUUGCAGAUAGCAUUCAAAUGAGCAAGAAAACACACUCCGCUACACACACUGCUUCACACUCUUGUCCUUGUGCUGCAAGUGGCUAUCUGAUACACAUCAGCUACACAAUUUCACGUUUUUCCUAUUCUCCCAAACCUGAUCCAGCUCUCUGGCUCAUUACGAAGCCCUCAGGAGUGGAGCUGAAACACACUGAUGGAGGUUGUACACACUCCUGAGUUGUGAGAGAAAGGUGGUGAGGGCGUGUUAAUAAUGGUAUUGAAACACAGCCAUGGAGGGAGGGUCUGCAGAGUUUAUCCUUCUACCUCAUUACUCAGAAACAGGAAAGUGUUUUUUUUUAUUAUUCUGGACAUUUUACAGUGAAUAAAAUGAUUUGUGUGUGUGUUUUUUGGUAAAAUGGAACACUUGUGAAGUAAUACACAGCUCAGAAACAAAACACUUGACUUGAAACAAGACGGCAACAUUGAAUUUUAAGAAAUAUUUGAAUAUCCUGCUGAUGCUGAUCUUUAAAUAAUGAGGUAUGUUUAAGUCUGAUCUCCGUGGAACCGCAAAUCAAAUCAACGUGGCUGGAAGGAAGCUAACAGCAAAAUACCAAUUUUAUGCUAUCAAUGUGAAUUCUGUGGAUUGUUAAUUUUUUCAUAAUUUGUACAAUAAUCAGAGGACAAAGAAUGUCUUGAAUUUUAUUUUGAACCUGAAACUUCACUCUUCAGUUAUUCAUGGGUUCUUUGGGUGGUUAAAGGUUCAAAACCUUCUAGAAGUGUUCACAGGUUUCUAAAUUUCAUUUUUUUAACAGUGUGGGAGAGGUUUUCAUUAAGAAAAAUAUCCACAAAAAUACUUUAAACAAUUGUGAAUCAUGACGUAAAUUUAACAAAAUCACUGGAGUUAUUCUUUUAUAAACCUGAUUUGAUGCAUAAUUUAAAUCCAGAGUUGCAUUUGGUAUGUUAUAAGACGGGAAAUCUUUCAGUUCUGCAGGAAUAUGCUGUGUUUGUGCCAAAUGCAUGCCUUUCAUCGAUGUGUGGAGACUGAGCCAGUGUUUUUCAUAUCGUUUUGUAAGUGCAGUGUUCACUUGUGAGGAUUUUUAGCUAAACGGUUUACACACGGCUGCUGCUUUAUUUCAGUAAAACUGCAUUUGUAUUACAAUAUUGAAAUAAACUGUGGUAAACUGUU